AUGAAUGGAGACGUUAAUAGAUUAAUUGUGUCACUUCACAUCUGUGCCUUCCCAUUGCAUACACCCACGGAAAUUGCCUCUCACAUCGACUUACUGCCGCGCCUUGAUUCUGCACCUGUGUUUGAGGCCCGAAGUAGGACUGUUCUUGCGCCGUCUGGCGGCCGACUGGAUAUCUCUGUUGGAUUUUAUUCACAUCCGGUUUUUUCGAACGUCGUCUGGGAGAGGGCAGAGGAAGAACAAACAGUCAAGCUGAACUUUCACAAGGAAAAACCGGCCUACCCUAGCUUAGACUUCAAGGACACCCCAGCACAUCUUGCCGGCAACGUGACCACGCUUUCCUUUUCGGCUGUGGAGAAGCGGGACUCUGGGAUUUAUACGGUCAUCGUGACAAACUCUGAAGGCGUGUCAUCGUACAGCAUAACGCUUAAGGUGCACGAUGCUCCAGUGGUGCAACAGGACCCUAGUAACGCCAUCCCAGUAAAAGAAGAUUUUAAUGUGCAGUCCCAGCGUCAGGUUAAUGAGGAUAAUGGGCAGUUAGCAGCCGGGCAAGGUAACGAAGAGCCGACCGAAUCUCCUGUCUCCGUCACCAUGGUCGCGGUUGUUUCGUGUGUUUCCGUGGUGGUCAUCAUACUUGUGGUUGUUGGAGUUUGUUUGGUCAAGCAUGGCAAGAUAUCUCUAUAUGUUCGCGGGGACCGGUACUCUGAAUCGAGCGGGACCCCGAGCCAAGUCGUGUCACUAGGAUCAGAGAGUGGCCUCCCCUUGAGUAAAACACACGAGAGCGGUUUGAAUGACAUGAGAAGUAUUGAAGACCGAAGUGUCAUCUCGUGCAAUACAGAAAGCACAGCUGGAAGCAUUAGUACUAUAUCGGAGACCCAGAAAGGGACAAUGCCGUACCCACAGCACCCAGUGUAUCCACAGAUUGAACGAAAUGAACAUGGCCUGCUUCCUCCAGGUAGCUUACAGUCAAUGGUUUGAGGCGGACCAUUUCACAGCUGUACUUUAGCAAACUAGUGCCAACCAGAAGUGACUGGUGUGUAGCACGGUGAUGAUUGACCAGGUGUGUAGCAUGGUGAUGACUGACCGGGUGUGUACCAGGGCUAUGAUUGACCAGGUGUGCUUAUCACUGGUUAAGACAGGAAAUUCUCCGAGAGCCCAGUGGGUGGGUGGUAGAUGACCAUAACCGGUUCAGAACCACGGGCUGUCAGCUCCACAGGACUGGCCAGUCUGACCCAAAGUAUCCAGGAAUUACAUAGAUCAUCACCACGUGGCUGUCUGCCGCCAUUCCAUGGGAAAACAAGAAGCCGAACACCUCCAGCAGCUUAACGCAUAAUGAAGAUGGCAGAUUUCUGUCAUCAGCACUUACAUGUAAGAGGAAUAUUGUCAUGCAAACACACUUUCACCGAUUUCAUCUGUACAUUGCCACGUACUCACGCUUAUCCACCCAGUGGAAGGUCAUAGUGACUUUGUGCAACGUUGAUCAGUUUCUUCGCUAGUGUCACACACAGCUGUUUGGCAUGGCACCUAAUUCCAUGCCGUUUCUGUGCAAUCCGUUCACCACACACCAUUUCUAAUAUACAUUACUACCAAAGAUUUGUUGAUACACUGUACCUACAUGUAUUUUUGUCACAGUCUGUGGUGUAUAUGCCAGGUGUUUGCCGUCAUUGCCCAUGGAAUAUGAUUGUCCAUGGUAGGUUAUAUACAUCACGUGCACGUCUCAUUGUCCAUGGUAUAUGUAUCACAUACACGUGUCAUUGUCCAUGGAAUAUGAUUGUCCAUGGUAGGUUAU
Liolophura sinensis is the source of this 1786-nucleotide messenger RNA. RefSeq lists its product as uncharacterized. The record is from RefSeq and is a predicted model, not a curated record. The coding region runs from base 1 to 975 and encodes 324 amino acids. The transcript has 10 exons. NCBI's taxonomy places the organism in Eukaryota, Metazoa, Mollusca, Polyplacophora, Chitonida, Chitonidae.